Molecule: messenger RNA, 858 nt
Organism: Boeremia exigua
Lineage: Eukaryota; Fungi; Ascomycota; Dothideomycetes; Pleosporales; Didymellaceae
Exons: 2
Coding region: 1-858 (285 amino acids)
Cellular component (GO): cytosol
Molecular function (GO): oxidoreductase activity
Source: RefSeq, a predicted model, not a curated record
AUGUCUUUCCCUCCCUACACGAAAACCUUCCACACAGCCUCCUACCCUGGUAUCGACCCUUCUCGUCCCGAUCUCUCCACCGCAGGAAAAGUCGUCCUUAUUACAGGUGGUGGCUCUGGUAUUGGAAUCCGCAUAGCCCAUGCGUUUGCAACUUCUGGAUGCACGAAGAUCGCUAUCGUUGGACGGACUGUUGCCAGCCUCCAAAAGACCAAGCGAGAGAUUGAGGAAGCCCAUGCUAGCGUAACGGUGCACAUAGAGACUGCUGAUAUCGCUGAUUCAAACGCGGUGGACAAAGCAUUCAAGGGUGCUUCAGACGCCUUGGGCAAGAUUCACAUAGUUAUUGGCAACGCAGGUUACCUACCUGACAUGAAGCCUAUUGCGCAAGCGGAUACUGAGGAAUGGUUCAAGGGGAUGACAAUCAACGUCAAAGGUACUUUGAACCUUGCUAAAGCUUUCCUUCACCAUGCCGCCGAGAGCCCAACCUUCGUGCAUGUGUCAACUGGUGGUUGUCACAUUGACCCCAUGCCUGCAAACAGUGCAUAUGCAGUAAGCAAAUUGGCCGCCGCUAGGUUGAUGGAAUACUUGGCUUUCGAAAACCCGCAGCUCCGGGUUCAUAACAUUCACCCGGGUGUCGUAAAGACAGACAUGUACAGCAAGAGCUCUGAGGGGGGUAUGGAUUUCCAAUUUGACGAUAUCGAACUGCCCGCUUCUUUUGCGGUUUGGAUUGUUAGCCCCGAGGCAGAAUUUCUGAAGGGCAAGUUCGUUUGGUCGAACUGGGACAUCGAAGAGCUGAAGGCCAAGAAAGAGCACUUGCAAUCCUCGAAUGACCUCACGCUCGGUCUCCAGGGGUGGCCUUAG